Triticum turgidum subsp. durum (durum wheat) is the source of this 393-nucleotide messenger RNA. The record is from the annotation of a GenBank genome assembly. Lineage: Eukaryota; Viridiplantae; Streptophyta; Magnoliopsida; Poales; Poaceae.
AUGAACCAUUCAUGGAGCAAGCAUUUCACGGUCAUACACUCAUCAACUCCACAUACAAGAGUACCACCCAUUAAUAGCCUCUGUUCCCCGGCGAUGAUGACCAAGUACAUGAGGAACAAUGUGCAAGGACUUGUGCUACUUUCUUUUCUUCUUGUGGUGUGUUUGACUUGUCUUGGAGGCACAUAUGGUGAAAUCAUAAAUGACAAGCGGAGCAACAUGAUGAGGAAAGUAAGCCAUGUAACGAGACCCCCUUGUUAUAAAGAUGGGCACCAACUCCCCGGACGAGAAUUCUGCUGUAAAAUAGAUAACUUGUGCUGGGCAAAUCUCGGAGAAUGCUUCAUCAACUGUCCAUGCAAGAUUAAUUGCACACCAGCAGCAGCAGCAACACAAUAG